AUGCUGUCAGAUAACAUUAAACAAAAGAGCGAAAAGAAACUCAUUGCUGACUUCGACGCUGUUUCAUUAUAUCCAUCAGCUAUAGCAAGACUUUAUACUUUAGAAGGUAUUCCAAAGGUUAUGAAGAAAGAAAUGUUAAGCACAGAGUAUCUCAUGAGACAUUUAUUCGAUGACGACCAAAAGGAACCCAUUGGUGAAAAGUUUAUGUCUGGCUUCUUUGUUCUCAUUAAGAUAACAGAGAUUGGAAUACAUAGACACUUUCCUUUAAUAGUUUGUGACCCUGAACUAAAUCCAGAACUUAACGUUCCCAGAAGUUCAAACACUUGCUGUUUAAUGUAUGUUGACCAUAUAACAUUACAAGACCUCAUAAAAUAUCAAGGUGUCAAAUGUGAAGUGUUGCAAGGAUACUAUUACGAUGGAAACAGAGAUAUUAGAAUAAGAGAUGAAGUAAAGAAGUUGUUUGAGUUAAGGUUAAAGUAUAAGAAAGAAGGAAAUCCUUUGCAAGAAAAUAUAAAGCUCAUUCUGAACAGUAUUUAUGGCAAAACUAUUCUAUCUCCUAUUGAGUCAAAAAUAACCAUAGUAAAUGACAAAGAUGCUAUAAGAUAUGCCAUCAGAAACUACAACCAUAUAGUGAAGUUCGAAGGUUUGGAUGGUUCAGAUAAAACUAUUUUCAAGCUAACGAAAAGCAUUUGCAGACACUUUAACUUCUGUCCACUUGGUGUUAACAUUCUGUCUAUGUCGAAGAGAAUAAUGUGUGAAGUAUUCUGUACUGCUGAGGACUUAGGAAUGGACAUCUUUUAUAGCGAUACGGACAGUAUGCAUCUCUACAAUGAAGAUAUCCCUCGUUUAGCUGAAGAGUUUGAGAAACGUUAUGGAAGAGUUCUCAUUGGUAAAAACCUUGGUCAAUUUCAUAGCGACUUUGCAGAAAUCACAAAAGAUAAACAAAGUUUAGCAUACAA
Trichomonas vaginalis G3 is the source of this 959-nucleotide messenger RNA. RefSeq names its product organellar and viral DNA polymerase type B. The transcript has a single exon. Gene Ontology annotation, molecular function: nucleotide binding; DNA-directed DNA polymerase activity; DNA binding. The annotation marks the transcript as partial. Gene Ontology annotation, biological process: DNA replication. The record is from RefSeq and is a predicted model, not a curated record. NCBI's taxonomy places the organism in Eukaryota, Parabasalia, Trichomonadida, Trichomonadidae.